Messenger RNA from Gorilla gorilla gorilla (western lowland gorilla), 3180 nucleotides. It is a transcript of the gene CIAO3, whose product is annotated as cytosolic iron-sulfur assembly component 3. NCBI's taxonomy places the organism in Eukaryota, Metazoa, Chordata, Mammalia, Primates, Hominidae. The transcript is spliced from 11 exons. Bases 1404 to 2528 code for a protein of 374 amino acids. The record is from RefSeq and is a predicted model, not a curated record.
CGCGCGGGGGCGAGGCUGCGCUCGGUGCCCUGUCGGGCGGAGGGAAAUUGCUCUGCGCCCCACUUCCUCCCCUGAGGAAUGAGAUCCGAAUCCCGGGAGCCUGGUCUGGGCCGUCGGGGACUCUAUCGACCCGGGCGCGGGGCCUCAGACACUGAGGCCCGCUUCUUACCAACAAGGAAACUGAGGCCAGGGAGGGCGGCGCCCCCCAGCCCGCUCCUGUGCCCCAUGGCGUCCGGGCGGGCUGCGUGGGAGGGUCCAGUGGUCGCGGGCUCGCGCCGGCCUGCCCAACCCAGAGAAGGCAGCAGAGGCGGCUCCCACACAUUCCUAACCCUAACCCGACCCCUGGGUCGCAGCUGGAGGGCGGCGGGGCCCGGGCCGGGGCCUCCUCCCCUGCGCAGGACGCCUUGUCAGGCCUCAGGACCCCCAAGCCACAGCCUUUGCAUCUGCAUAAACGGGUGCGGUGGGGACCCCACCUCGGUUGAGGGCAGUGGGGGCGGCCCGCUAGACGCCCCGCAGUGGCUCCUCAGUAGAGCUGUCCUUAACGUCGCCCUUGUGGGCUGGACAGCUACCCUUGAACCCGGGAGGCUGCAGGCGCCCUUUUCUGGGUGCACCUGCCUGUCCAUGUCCAACAGCCCCGCGGGGCCAGAGCUGAGCAGGGCGAGAGGCGGGGUGCUGGGAGCGCUUCCGGCAGGGAUGAGCUGGGAGGCGGCUUUCUGGGCUGCCAGGGUUCUCAAGGAGAAGAGAGAGAAAUCCACUUGUUUUCCCGGGCACUGAGCAGGAGGUGGUCUCCAAACAGAUCCAAGCACACGUCCUCUCGAUGGGCAGUGCAACUCUGGUCUCUGUGGUGGUCACGCCCCCCGUUCACGUGAGGGGUGAAGGAGUGCAUCAAGCCUCUCAAAGUGGAAAAAAGGGUGGGAAGUGGCGUGGCCAAGAUUCGCAUUGAAGAUGACGGGAGCUACUUCCAAAUUAACCAAGUAAGGCACAGGAGGCUGCUCCACCAUCUCUCCUGCCCGGCUGAUCCGAAACACUUUUCUCUGCUUCCUCCCGUCACAGAGCGGUGACCCUGAGACGCUCCAGGUCUCACCAGUCCUUUCCCACUGGUCGAAUUCACCUGCCAUCUGGGAGGCCGGGGGUCAGGGUGCCUGGGGCAGGUGAAUGAGCAGCACCCAGGCCAAACAGCUUGAUCUGCUCAGCAGAGGGGCUAUUUGCAGAGAUGUGGAUCCUGUCUGCGUCUGCCUGUUCCCCCUAGUUCUAACCAUGAUGGCGGGACCCGGAGGCUGGAGAAGGCCAAGGUCUCGCUAAACGACUGCCUGGCGUGCAGCGGCUGCAUCACCUCCGCAGAGACCGUUCUUAUCACCCAGCAGAGCCACGAGGAGCUGAAGAAGGUUCUAGAUGCUAACCAGAUGGCGGCACCCAGUCAGCAGAGGCUGAUUGUAGUUUCGGUCUCACCACAGUCUAGAGCAUCGCUGGCUGCACGGUUUCAGCUGAAUCCUACAGACACUGCCAGGAAAUUAACCUCAUUCUUUAAAAAAAUAGGGGUGCACUUCGUCUUUGACACCGCCUUCUCAAGGCACUUCAGCCUCCUGGAGAGCCAGCGAGAGUUUGUGCGGCGAUUCCGAGGACAGGCCGACUGCAGACAGGCGCUGCCCCUGCUGGCCUCCGCCUGCCCAGGCUGGAUCUGCUAUGCCGAGAAGACCCACGGCAGCUUCAUCCUCCCCCACAUCAGCACCGCCCGGUCCCCGCAGCAGGUCAUGGGCUCCCUGGUCAAGGACUUCUUCGCCCAGCAGCAGCACUUGACCCCCGACAAGAUCUACCACGUCACGGUGAUGCCCUGCUAUGACAAAAAGCUGGAAGCCUCCAGACCCGACUUUUUCAACCAGGAGCACCAGACACGGGAUGUGGACUGUGUCCUCACAACAGGAGAAGUUUUCAGGUUGCUGGAGGAAGAGGGCGUCUCCCUCCCCGACCUGGAACCAGCCCCUCUGGACAGCCUGUGCAGCGGUGCCUCUGCAGAGGAGCCCACCAGCCAUCGGGGAGGGGGCUCGGGGGGCUACCUGGAGCACGUGUUCCGGCACGCGGCCCGAGAGCUCUUUGGAAUCCAUGUGGCUGAGGUUACCUACAAACCCCUGAGGAACAAAGACUUCCAGGAGGUGACACUGGAGAAGGAGGGCCAGGUGCUGCUGCACUUCGCAAUGGCGUACGGCUUCCGCAACAUCCAGAACCUGGUGCAGAGGCUCAAACGCGGGCGCUGCCCCUACCACUACGUGGAGGUCAUGGCCUGCCCCUCAGGCUGCCUGAACGGCGGGGGCCAGCUCCAGGCCCCAGACAGGCCCAGCAGAGAGCUCCUCCAGCACGUGGAGAGACUGUACGGCAUGGUCCGGGCUGAGGCGCCCGAGGACGCGCCUGGGGUUCAGGAGCUGUACACACACUGGCUGCAGGGCACGGACUCAGAGUGUGCAGGUCGCUUGCUGCAUACCCAGUACCACGCCGUGGAGAAGGCCAGCACUGGCCUGGGCAUCCGGUGGUAGGGGCUGCAGGACCAGGACUCCCAGGAGGCCGUGUCCAUGUGUGACAGCAGAACCACAUGCCCCAAGACCCCAGGGCUCCCCCCAAAAUUCUGAGUGAGCUGCAGGGUGUGCUGGGACCCGAGUAGGAGCUAGGACUGGCCAGGACCCGCAGCCGCCUCGUCACCUCCAGUUGGGUGCCUCUGGGUUCCCACUGGCUCUGCCCAGGUGGGGUGGGGUGGCCCAGGCAGCAGAAGGUUCCCUGAGGUCCCAGAGCCUGUUCCAUUGGCCCUGGGCCGAGGCCCACAGGUGCUGCCCUUGCUGUUGCUGGUCGGGCACCCAAGUGCGUGAGGGGCUUCAGCCUGUCCCGGGGUUGCCUGAGGCAGAGCAAGACGGGUUCUCACCCCUGACUUCUGGAGGUUUCCCUUGAAGCUCUGUGCAAAAGGUGGGAGACAGAGCUGGACCUGCAGGGGUGGUCCCGCCACAACCCUGCAUGUGGACCCUAGCAGGAGGGGGUGCCAGGCCCCUGGAAAGCAGGGGUUACCGUUACGAGGCUGUGGUCCGGGGCAAGCCAAGUACGAAGCAGCAGCCAUCACUGGCUGCAUCAUCCCCCAGCCAGGUCCCCACCAGGCCUGUCUCCCAGCGUUUGUCUAAUAAACGCACCCCUCCUAAAACA